This is a messenger RNA of Paramacrobiotus metropolitanus, 2603 nucleotides long. RefSeq lists its product as uncharacterized. The transcript is spliced from 4 exons. Gene Ontology annotation, molecular function: G protein-coupled receptor activity. Lineage: Eukaryota; Metazoa; Tardigrada; Eutardigrada; Parachela; Macrobiotidae. Bases 629 to 2239 code for a protein of 536 amino acids. Gene Ontology annotation, biological process: G protein-coupled receptor signaling pathway. The record is from RefSeq and is a predicted model, not a curated record. Gene Ontology annotation, cellular component: plasma membrane.
GCACGCAGCGCUAGCAGUGCCGGUACGAUGCCGGUAACGCCGUCUAUAUGUAUGUACAGACGGCUAUAUGAGAGCACACGGUUAUUUAAUUUGUCGGCCAAGUGCAGUGCGGCCCGAACAGGAAGGAUGAUGUUUUUUGCUGCUUCUCAUUGGCGGAACUGAAGACGAUGCGGUAUUAUUGCAUCAGCCGGGAUUGGAUUUAUUGUUAAUUGGGUUAGCAUGCUGCGUCCGCGCUAAGGUUGGCGUGCCUGUCUGUAUGGCUAGAAGUAUAGCUCUUUUUUGCCUGUGUACGCAUAUGUCACGCUUCGCUGUACAUAUACAGGCAUACGCAGUAUGUAAUCCAGGAAAGGAACCACGGGAGAAUUGUGAAGGAGGAUGAGACAAUUCCUGUGUGAGUUUAAUGCACUUCCGCCGGCGUUGAAGAGAUCUAUCUAUACAGUUGCGCCGUUGAGCAUAUAAGGUGCGCUUGACUAUUUACAUAUACCGGUCAACCAGGAAUAUGCCGGCGUUAGAAUCUAGUCGCACCGGAAGUGGUGAAUCUGCAACAUUCUGCAAGCGUUUACUGCGAUAAUUGCCGAGUUGUUGACUGGCGAUAAUUAUUGUUGAAUAAGAUUAUCCUGCGUGGACAAUGAGCGGCGUUAACGUGAACGGCAGCCGGUUGGGCGGCCGCGCCAGCCCGGACUUACCACCGGUUGCCGAUAGUACGGAGGAGUGGACGUGGGCCAGUCUGGGCGGGACGGCGGUGAACGACAGCUGCGGACGCACGCAGGCCACGCCCUUCGUGUCCGCCAACGAGGCGGCCAUCUGGCUGACGCGGCUCUCCUUCCCGGUGCUGCUGCUCGUCGGCACCCUCGGCAACUCCCUCGGCAUCUGGCUGGUCCUCAAGGAGCGCCGCCACGGCCGCCGUCGCGGCAGUCGCCCGCUGGACCGCUCGCGCGCCCGCAAGAUCUUCCUGCUGGCGCUCUUCGGCUCCGAUCUCUGCUACCUGUGGAAUCGGCUGAUCUUCCUGCUGAUCACGGACGCGUGGACGCCGGCGGAGAGCAGCCGGACCAUCGGGGAGACCUGGCUGGCGCUGUACACGCACGGCCUCUUCGGCUUCGUCGACGCGCUCCUCAGCUUCUCCUCGCAGGGGAUUCUGGUGGCGUUCUGCGUGGACCGCUACUACGCGCUGACCUCCCCGCUGCGCCACAAGACGCAGCGCUCGCUGGGCCGCGCCGCCAGCUUCCUGGUGGUGGGCGUCAUCUACGCCGGCAACGCCGGCUGCUCCACGAUCAUCCCCAUCUUCUACUACUGGACGCUGACGCACCGGCCCAUGUUCCCGGCGCCCGGCGACCCCCUGCCGGACGAGAGCAGCUUCCAGCCGUUGCCCGAGGUCUUUCUGCGCUGGCUCAUCGUCGACGCCUGGGGCGAGGUGAUCAUCCGCUUCGGCUCGGCGCUGGUGAUCAUCGUCUUGAACCGGCUCAUCUUCCUCAAACUGCGGCAGUGCAGCGCCCGCAUGAGCGGCGCCCAAGGGCGGCUGCCGGGCCUGUCCAACAGUCCCAGCCUGCUCAGCAGCGCCGGCGCCCCGCCCACCUACAACUGCGGCCCGCGCGUCGUCCCCGCCUUCCACCUGCAGCUGACCGUCACGGACCCCGCCGAGCGCGACGUCCACUACACGCUGAGCACCAGCUGCGCCUUCUCCAACGGCCACCCCGCCGCCGGCGCCCCGCGGACCCCCACCGGCGUUCACCUGCCGCGCUCCAGCAGCUACUUUGCCGCCAACGGCCCCGCCUCCACGCCCGUGGCCCCCGCGGCCCCCGGAGGCCCCUCCCGCGCCUCCUUCCGCACCUCCCGCUCGGCCAACCUUAUCCUGUUGUGCAGCUCGGUGUUCUACCUAGUGACCAACAGUCUGGACCUGGCCUUGUCCCUCGUCUCGGUGUUGGGCAUGUAUCCGCUGUGCCUCACCGACAAGGCCACCGAGAUCACCUACGCCUGUGACCCCUUCCGCGAUCUCCUGCGGCAUUCCUAUUUCGCCUUCAGUUUCAUGUUCUACGUGUGUCUGAAGCUGCGCCGGCGUCCGGACAGCGGCAUUCGUCGGCGCUCGUCCUCCUACGUCACCAGCAACCCCCCGGCGGCGGCGGCGCCGGAAACGCUGCCGUUGUACAGCAAACGAACCGGCAACGGCGCGUCCCGGCAGAACAGUGCGCGCAGCACCGCGGCGCUGGAUCCGCUGGAAGAUCUGACCGCUCCGCUGAACUGAACUGUGCUUGGCCGUAUCUGUUUCUGCGGCGAUCGCAGCGCCGCCGGCAAUAAGCUUGUGAAACUUGUUUUCUUAAUUAUUACCAGUCCGCUUUCGCUGCCAAUUACGUCCAUAUGAAAAUUAAUGAAGGUUACUGCAAAGAUUUUCUUAUUAUUUUACCAGUUACAAGUACAACCGGAAGUAUAUGGUCUAUUUCAUUGUCCUGUUAAUUUGCAAAUCAUUAUGGUGGAUCCAGGAUGCCGUAUCAAUUUCUGGCGCACAUGUUACAGUACCACUACUUCGUAUUGCAAGUUAAAUUAAUGCGCGUAUACGCUCUGCUGUGAUUGCUAAUCGUAAAUUCAAAAUUAAUAAUGUACAGCGAAAG